GAGAAGUUAAAAAAUGUAUUAGUCGACUGUGUAUUAUCGUCAUAUUCGUGGUAUACGAUAAUCUGUAUACGUGUCUUGUUAUUAGAUAUAAGGUUUCAUCAGAAAGAGUAUCUUUUAAGAGAGUCGAACAUGUGCAAUCUCAUCGUGAGAAUACAUACGAAUACGUUUAUAUUCAUUACGGCACGCUUGACGACGACAACUAAGCAUUGAAAAUGUCUAAAAUUUUCCAACAGUGACGAGAAAAAGUAAAUUAGACAAACGUUGUUAAAUCGAUGAAAUUGAAAUCAAUUUAUUGUAACUCCAAUAUCACCGUUAAUUUAUAAUUUAUAAUUUAUAAUUACAAAUUAAUUUAUAUUGUCGUUGUUAUUAUUAUGUACAUCAACUGCAACAGUACAACAAAAAUAACAGUAACGUGAGGUCCAUAGACUUUUCCUAUGUAUAAAUUUGUGCUGAAGUGAUCAAUCGAGUUAUUUAUAGUAAAAAUAAGCAGAAAUGGAGCAGAAAAGGGUUUACAAGGUCGUGCUUACUGGAGGGCCAUGUGGAGGAAAAACCACAGGUCAGACACGCCUCUGCACGUUUUUUGAAAAUAUGGGAUGGAAGGUAUUCCGUGUUCCCGAGACAGCGACUGUCCUGCUCAGUGGCGGUAUCAAGUUUUCUGAUCUCACAGAUGAAGAUAGAUUCAAAUUUCAAGAAAAUCUGCUAAAAACCAUGAUACAAAUUGAGAAUACUUUCUUCACAUUGGGUGAAAGCUGCAAAAGAAACUGUCUGAUCAUUUGUGAUCGUGGAGCUAUGGACGCAUCAGCAUUUAUACCAAAAGAAAAAUGGGAUUUAAUGUUAGCCACAAAUGGUUGGAAUAAUGUAGAACUUCGAGAUAAUCGAUACAAUCAAAUAAUUCAUAUGGUGUCUGCUGCUAAUGGUGCUGAAGACUUUUAUUCAACAGAGGAACAUGCUUGUCGUUCAGAAGGAGUAGAAUUGGCACGAGAAUUAGAUUACAAAGCAGCAGCUGCUUGGAUUGGUCAUCCCUAUUUUGAUGUCAUUGACAAUUCUCAAGAUUUUGAGUCCAAAAUUUGUCGCAUGAUUGAAUGUGUUUGCCAAAAGCUUGGUAUUGAUACGGGUGAUCGAUUACGUGCAAGUAGUCGAAAGGUUAAAUUUCUCGUUAAAGGCCCAUUGCCACCAGAUAGCGAAUUUCCACCUUAUCAAGAUUUUGAUGUUGUACACAAUUAUCUGCAGACAAGAACACCAAGCAUGCAAGCCCGGUUACGAAAACGUGGGCAAAAGGGUCAUUGGUCGUACAUCCACACUAUUAGAAGACCUAAAAUUUGCGGCCAAGUUGUGGAGGUCAAGACACAACUUACUCAUCGAGAUUACUUGAACAUGCUUGCUCAACGAGAUGAUGCGCAUUUUACCAUAUUUAAGCGCAGACGAUGUUUUUUAAUUAAUAAUCAGUAUUUUCAAUUAGAUAUUUACCGAGAACCAGGACAUCCACGAUGUCGAGGACUUUUAUUGCUAGAGACUUACACAGCAUUAACAGGCGACAAUCUCAAGAGUAUUCUACCAAAUUUCUUAUCCAUCGAAAAGGAUGUGACUGGCAAUCCAGACUACAGUAUGUUCAAUUUAAGCUUGCGGGAAGAAUGGAAUGUCAUUGGCAGUAAAUACUGUUAUUAUUUACAAGGAAUGGCCAAUGGAGAAGAUGGUGAUAGUAACGAUAGUAUUCUACGACCUAUUACUACAAGAACAACUGAUAAAAAGCGAGACAAAUCUUGUGAAAAUUUGGAUACUGAUGUUUCACAAAAAACAAUAAAUAAGGUCAAUGGUAUUACGGGUAUUCGUAAAUUAAAUGGUAAUAAUGAUAAAAAUUGUGGCUGUGAGAAAAAAAUCAAUUAUUGUAUGUUUUCAAAAAUUACUGAAGUCACUAAUCAUAAAAAUGGUGAUGGAAAUGAUAGCAAUAUUGAUGAAAAAUUACUGAAAAAAAAUAAUAAAGAUGCUAACAACAAAAUCGCCAUUAAUAAUAAUGAUAAUUGUCUUGACUCCAGUAAUAAAAUCUCUGAAGGAAAGAUCUGAUGAAUGGUGCGGUUAUAGAUCGUGCUAAUUAUAAAUUUUUGCCGAGUAGUAUUUUUCAUUUUGCUAUAAAAAGAAUAUUGGCUUUAGUGUGUGUCAAUGUAUUUCAAUUAGUAAUUUAUUUAUCGAAAUUGAUGAAAAAGAGUAUUUUAUUGUUACCAUUAUUCAUCAUAUCGCAUUUUCAACUCUUGGCAAGUUUAAUAGUUUUUAAUUUAAAAUUUUGAAAAAAUAAACUUGUUUUAUUACAUUUUCAUUUAAAACAUUAAGGACAAUUACUUAUUAGGAAUGAUCGGAAAAAUAUUUAUUUAUUCAUUUGUUAUUCAAUGUAUAACAUACUGAUCAUGCUACAUUACUUUACCGAAAGUAUUGAGAAAGAUGACGACACCGGUGUCGAUAAAAUAAAAAAGUAAAUGAAAUAAA
This is a messenger RNA of Chelonus insularis, 2478 nucleotides long. It is a transcript of the gene Ttd14, whose product is annotated as TRPL translocation defect 14. NCBI's taxonomy places the organism in Eukaryota, Metazoa, Arthropoda, Insecta, Hymenoptera, Braconidae. The record is from RefSeq and is a predicted model, not a curated record. Gene Ontology annotation, molecular function: phosphatidylinositol binding; phosphatidic acid binding; GTP binding. The coding region runs from base 493 to 2061 and encodes 522 amino acids. Gene Ontology annotation, biological process: photoreceptor cell maintenance. The transcript is spliced from 9 exons.